AUGACGCCCAACGAGGCAUUGAUCAAAUUGUUGGACCAAGUUAGCGAGCAGUUAUGGGAACUUGACCUUGAUGAUGCUCUCUUCGAGAGGCUGAAAAAGAGGUGCGCAUCACUGACGGCACAGAUUGCUGUGCAUCGUUCACUGCAAGGAACAAUAGCGCGUAUCCAACAAGGCCCUCAUACUCCUCUCCCAAAUACUCCGAGCCGAAUAUACAAAUUUCUGGACAGUCUGUACGGAACAGAGACUUCAAAUACCCAACUAGAAUCGCGAUGGCAGCAAUUACGAAAACUGGAUUGUGAAACCUUCUUGCUUAUUUCAAUUGCUUAUACGCCUUUGGAUAUCUCAAAAAUGCACCGCAUCGACUUCGACUACUUGAUUCGAAAUGCAAGAAAGGUUUUGGACGCAAAGCCCUUGUCACAAAAAUGGAUAUUUCGUAAAGAAAUUCAACUGGCUAUAGCAGAGAAAUCAGAGCUCCCAAAUAUUGGGAUUUUUAAGAAACGAUACCAUGAACUCGAGUUUCUCCCAAAUGAUUCAUCAGGCGAGCAGCGUGAGAAACAAUUAACGUUUCAGGGCAAAACUAACAGGCAAUCAUCUGUUGAUCAAGCGCAAUCCGAUGUCGACCAGCGAAAAAAGCGGAAGCGCUCUGAUGGACUUCAAGUGAGGAACCUGGAUGCGAGCCUGUCAACUCCUGGAAACAGCCAGGCUUCUUCCUCAAACAUGAGGCGAGAUACAGGCGUUCCGGACUCGGGUCCCGGGCAUGAUUUGGUACUGGGGCUCCGAAAAAAUUCCAUUGCAAGCGCAACUAGCACGGAGAAAAUAGGGCUAAUGUACACACCGAGGGCGCUGCGUGCACACCACCCCUCCAUGUACGAGCAAGGGAGGUUACCCGCAACGGAUUCUAAUUCACAGUCGCCAUCCGACGAGAGAAGAGAAGUGAAAUAUAUGUACACGCAUGCACUUGCUAGCAACAUAUCAAAGUUGCCUGAACCAUUUAAAACAGCGGUAGAGAAUAGCCGGCUUUGGAAAUGGGAGAGAAGUCGAAAUUUGAACGCAACAGGAUGCGUAGCUACUUUGUUCCCGAAGGACAACACGCAGGAUGUUUCUUUCACUAUCUGGUGUGGAAGUGAAGACGGUGGCCUGCGAUGUGAAACGCGACGGCACCGCCCUCUGAGCAGAGCCCUUGGAAUGAAGGUCAGUACUGCAGCUGGACGGUUUUUCAAGCAGAAUCGGCUUGAGCCAGGCGAGAGAACUGGUUUAAGAAGUGUAAAUUUGAAGGCGUCAACGCUGUUGAUAUUUGGUAUUGUCAGCCUCUCCUCUAAGAAUCGCCAUGUGACCGUAAUAUUGAGGUGGGGUCAUAUAGCAAGCAGCCCCUCCUUCCGCCCACUUCAGAGAGAGACACGCACGGAAGACGUUACCCGCGCCGUGGAUGCGGUGUCGCAACUUCUCUCUACCUUUCAGGGAGAAAAAGCUGCAUUCAAUCUUCGUUCAAAGAUAAGCAGUCGUGACAUUGCGUUUGAACUUUCACGUCUGUUUGAGCGGGUUCGAAACGGCGACUUCAACUACACCUACUACCGUCCACUCAUGACGCUCGUCAUCAAAAAGGCGCCCGACCACGAUAUCUGGAGCGCCGUUCUCGAUCUCAUUACUAGGCUCCCAAGAGUGACCCCCACACCAGCAAGUGUCCCCCCGGCGUUUAACAGCACGCCGAUUACGCAUACCUCCGCGUCGCAGCAAGGCGCCGAACAGACCCGGAAGCUGAUCGAAGCAAGAGUCUUUGAGGAGAUCCGGGACUGCGCGUAUCGGGUUGUGCCAGGUCUCGCUGGUUCGCCCAAGCAGGAAAAAGUGCAUGACUGGUUGUUCCAACUGCAGGACAAUUAUCUCUCGAAGGAGCGACGUCGCUACUACACGAUCAACAUCCCACGGGAACUUAUCGGCGGUGAGGCUCGGCGGCAGGUCGACCUAAUCGUCAAACGAAAGAGCGGAAAGCCAUCGGACACCGAGCAUGACUGGAGAGACAUCGAGGCGAUCGGUGAGCUCAAGGCGUCAGAUAAUAGGGGCGUGAAGGAUACGUUGGUUCAGCUGGCCCGCUCGGGUCCAUUCAAUAUCCACAAGGAGCCGGAACGAUUCAUACGGAUGAUGGCCGGCUACACGAUGAUGAAUGAGGACGAACUAGGUCUGGACAUGUUCAUAGAGCGGGACGGCAACAAUCGCUUCCAAGGAAAUGACGCGGGCACAAAUCCAAAAAAGCGAUCCAGGUCGAACAGCCAGCGGUCGGGGCCAUUCCAUAAUGAGGUCACGUAUGAUGUGGAAGAAACGCAGGGGGCAAGUCUGGUCGCUCCCAGCAAUGGACCGUACGACAAUCGCAUUUUGCGCUGUCUCGUCAUCUAUCCCGCGGGCCGGCCAAUCCAUAAAUACCGGUCGUCCUUGGAGCUGUUGCAAGCGUUGCGCGACGCGGUCAAGGCGCACAAGUCCUUAUAUUUCAAAGGAAAUGUCCUUCACCGAGACAUUUCUGAGAACAACAUCAUCAUAACUAAUACUGAAGAGACUGGCUUUGCGGGGAUGCUGAUUGACAUGGAUCUUGCUAAGGAACUUGGCACUGGGAGAAGCGGUGCACGCUGUCGCACUGGCACUAUGGAGUUUAUGGCCAUCGAUGUGUUGCUCGGCGCGGACCAUACAUACCGGCAUGAUCUUGAGUCAUUAUUCUACGUGCUUAUCUGGCAGUGUGCCCGCCUUUGCUGGACGAAAUGGUAUACUGGCACCUUCAGGGAUAUUGCAAGAAUUAAACGAAGUGAUAUGGGCGUCGAUGGCUUUGAGGAUAUCCUCAAUGAAUUUCCACAACCCUUUGGAUGUGUCAAACCGCUCUGCAAGGAGUUGCGGGGGAUUUUGUUUCCCUACAGGAAUGGCCUCUUCACUGGCACACCUAAGGAUCCAGAGAUUCUCUACCGGCCAAUCAUCUAUGCUUUUGACAAGGCUAUUGAUGAUAUCAAGGCGAUGGAAUGA
This is a messenger RNA of Histoplasma mississippiense, 3000 nucleotides long. RefSeq lists its product with no specific name. NCBI's taxonomy places the organism in Eukaryota, Fungi, Ascomycota, Eurotiomycetes, Onygenales, Ajellomycetaceae. Gene Ontology annotation, molecular function: protein kinase activity. Gene Ontology annotation, biological process: protein phosphorylation. Bases 1 to 3000 code for a protein of 999 amino acids. The record is from RefSeq and is a predicted model, not a curated record. The transcript has 12 exons.